Molecule: messenger RNA, 189 nt
Organism: Sclerotinia sclerotiorum 1980 UF-70
Lineage: Eukaryota; Fungi; Ascomycota; Leotiomycetes; Helotiales; Sclerotiniaceae
Exons: 3
Coding region: 1-189 (62 amino acids)
Source: RefSeq, a predicted model, not a curated record
AUGGCGGGACAUAAUCACUAUAUGUUCACAAACCGCCACAAGUACUUUCGAUGGACGGGUCGUACUGCUGCUAUCACAUUUGUGUUUGGAGCGUUUGUUCCCAGUAUUGUUGGUUAUUUGGCUUAUACGACUGAUGGAAAAUGGGAAAUGAGAGGAAAGCGUAGAGGCGAUGUUAUUGCGGAAUUUUAA